AUGCAAUUUAUAUAAAAAUAACAUAUUCCUAAGGCUCUUAGUCUGAUAUAGGCUGUAGAAUUUCUUGCUGAGUACUUAAGCAAGGCAUCAGAAAGUAUUCAAUUAUCAUUAAUCAAGAGCGAAUUUAUUAAUAUUUCUGUGCCUUAGAAUUAUUGAAAUUAAUUGUAAAACUAAGAAAAUGGUCAUUGGUGGAUAAGUAUGGAUUGAUGAUUUCAGUAAAUAACAACUAUUCUGAAACAGAUUACUAAGAGUAAGAGGCCGCCAUAUAAUUCCAGUAACAUAUGGGACCUCUAGAAUAUAAUCCUUAAGCAGUCAAUCAAAAAUCAAUCAAAGAAGAACUCAAUUCAAUUAAAGAACCAAAUCCUAAAUUCAAUCUAGGAUAUUAUGAUUUAAUUUAAGAUAAAUAAACUUCUCUAUUUACAAUGUUACCUAUUCCAAACCAUUCGAAUUAGAAAGAUUAUGAAUCAAAACUUAAUUAAAUAAGAGUAUUAUGUCAUUUCCAAUGAUUAGAUUAAAAUUGGAGAAAUCUUGUAUAUCUUUCGUCCAUUAAUUUAUUGCGUAUUGAUUCUUAAAUAUGGAGGACAUAGUUAUACUCCAUAUUAUAUUUCAUUCUUUAUUGAUAUAUUAAGGUUUUUAAUAGAAUUUCAAAUUAAAAUCUAUAAAAAGAGUCAGAAAGAGGAACUAAAAAUUAGAGCAAAGGAAGCUAUAGUAUAAUUUUAUUUAUAAUAUAGAUCUGUUAUAUUUUAAGAAAUCCAUUCUAUAGUUCAAUUGUGAAAUAAAUAAUCCUAAGUAAUACAUUAGGGAAGAUUUUAAACCCAUAAGGAUGGAUUUAUAGAUUUAUAAUUUUAUUGAUUGAAUUAAGAUCAUCAAAAUGUCUUUUAUUAUGA
Molecule: messenger RNA, 887 nt
Organism: Paramecium pentaurelia
Lineage: Eukaryota; Ciliophora; Oligohymenophorea; Peniculida; Parameciidae
Source: the annotation of a GenBank genome assembly